AUGGCGCCUCGAGCUCUUCGUUCGGACUGGCCCCUCGUCGAUACCAUCUACUGCGAGGCGAAGUGCCCUGACAAUGAUGUAUACUACUUUGGGUCCGACGACGACCAAUACGAAAGUCCUCGAGAGAGAAAACGUCGCUAUGAACUCGCUGGACAGCGUUUUCUCGCGGGUUCUACGCCCAGAUUAUUUUCUGCAUCCCUCGCUGGACCAUUCGAAAGCAACCGAGGCUGGAGGAACCCCUGGGCCAGCAAGUCACAGUCGACUCGAAUUGCACGACAACCGGAACCUCAGAUACCCAACGUAUCAAAAGCACUUGGCUCCGUCAGAGCUACGAAACGCCAUGUUCAAUCCAUUAUUCGGAAACACAAAUUCGACGUACCCGAGUGUCAUCUGCCUAGUCCGCAGAGCCUAAGAACGGCAUCAUUGGCAUCAGAUGGCCAUCCGUUUCUCGAGGAUGAAGAAUUACAAACAGUUGAAACAUGGCGCCAUAGUGUCCGUUUAACGCAACCCGACGCGGUGCAACAGUCGACGCCGCAGGCAACCGAUGCCGCCUCUCCGCGCAAACGCAAAGCAAGCCACAAUUGGCUAAAGACAGUUCCUAGCAAAAGAAUAAGAUGCGAGCGAACGGAUAAUAACAAAUUAGAAGGGCCUCAAACUCGCAAGUCUCUUUUACCAAUUCCGUCGAUACCAGGCGGUGAACCGGCCGGGCUGGCACCAACCUCGCCACAGGAUUCUACCAAUCAGCUCCUUUCGCCUCAAAAAGAGUCAUCAGCCACUACAAAAACUUCACGCUCUGCAGUUCCGGCCGAUAGCAAACCUAGCGAUGAACUUAGCAGAGAGCAGCAGGCCGUCGCAACAUUGUCGUCGCCAGUGUCUCUCCGAAACGUCAAGCAAGUGAACCUGACCACCGGAUUGUCGCCUCCCAAAUUCAAAAUGGAGGCGGGAGCUGUACCGGAUGCGAACCCAUGGCCUUCGGGUGCCACCAUUCCCAAUACAGCAGCCAUGCAUUACAUGGCAAGUAGCAACACUGUUCGCGAGCCAUAUAGGGUUCCAGACGAUGAAGACUUUGUUUUUGAUAUCUUAUUGGAUCCACCAUCGGACUCGAAUGAAACUGAAGAGGACGAAUCCAGCAAUGAAGAAUUCACGCAUGAUGCUGCUUUAGAAGAUAUCCACCACGAACAGUCCAUCUUGAACGGGAAACACACUUUGGAUGACGACGAGACAUCCGAUUCGGAGCUCAGUGAUCUUUCUAGUUCUCCGGAAUUGUCAGAUUUGGAGGGCUCUGUAGAUGAAUCACAGGCAGAGCCUAUGGAAGCACUUCGCGACGAGGAAGCCGACUUGAGCGAUGAUCUACCGAUUAUACAUACGGAGAUGGUGGAUUUCGAUGCCGCUAUUGAAGCGAUGGACACGAUGGACGACUCUCACCUGGAACAACCCACUAGAGCCGACUCUAGUUCGCAUCUAGAAGAUGUGUCCUCUGCAGAUAUGUCAGCGAGUGUCGUCAGAAGCAAAGCUGGCAAAGCUGGCAAAGCUGGCAAAGCUGGCAAAGCUGGCAAAGCGAGUAAAGCUGGCAAAGCUGGUAAAGCUGGCAAAGUUGGCGAUGCAGCUAUGUCUCAUCCAGCUCCUAAAGGGGAGACGAGUGUUCUAGGCAGCAACGAGUCACCUGACGUGUCACACACAGAGACUAGGCAACCGCCCCAGCCAGAUAUCGUCGAAAACGAGGCUGAGCUCGACACACUUGAUCAGAGUUGCAACGCUGUUGCAGCAAAAGCGCAAGUAGGGCCCGAACCUUGUGUCACGGCUGAGCCUGCGACCCAAUCACGAACAGAGAAUAUUGUGCCACAGUCUCCCAAGGUGAAACAAGAAUCAUCCGACUUUUCGUUGAGAGCAAUGUUCCGAAGCUUGGUCCCUACAAAUACAUGGGCCCAGCUGACGCACCUAGCCACUGGUCCUCCGCAAUCAACACAGCGAUCCGUUCUCUCAACUACAAUGGAGGAGCAUGUUUUACCAAGCGUUGAGGACAUUUCUGCAGAUAAUCAGGAGGAGUCGAUGACGGCUUCGAUGUGUGACACUGUGUCCUCCGAAGAAGCAAUUGAUGGCAGAUUCCAACAACAGCCAUGUUCCGGGCAGGACAAGCAUGUGAUAUUGGGAAAGCUACCGACGCUUCCACCCCGAGCUAGCGAAGCCAGCAUCCUACCUACAUGUCGGAAAGAAUCGACGCUUCUCCGACGAGACGAUGUGAAGUCGAACGACAAGUCGAUCGCCAACGAAGAGAUACUUGAAACCAAUCCCCGAGCAAGGCCGGCGCCAUCCGCGACGGCAUGUGAGAUGUCACCUCCAGCCGCCGCUCCUGCUACGCCUGUUCGGGAGAAGACUUCAUCGCCUCUUGGAGAGGCGGACGAUUCUGGACCACGGUUCGCUUUCAAGUCGUUCGCUGCUUUUACGACACCAUCCCCGGAGCGCCUACGUAUUACGAAGCGCCGCAAGCUUCCAGGAUCAGGUCUUCGGCAUCCGAACCUCAGAGGCAUCUUGUCGUCAGGAAACGCCGGCUCGCCUCGACGUACAAGCAAGAGAGUCUCGUGGUUGCUUUCGGGUGAUUGUGACGCAGAGACCAGGAGUCUUAGGGACAAUCUGCCGCCGAGUAACCGUGAGGCGCCGUCCUCGCCGCCACCCCGGACGCCGCUUGCAGAGUUGCCUACUGCUUGUAACGAUAAAUUUGCGAAGCACUUUUCCUCAAUCGUGAGGCGCACUGAUGGGCUGCGACACCGAUUCCACGUCUCGGCGGACACGGAUCGGGUCGUCGAGGCUUUGGCCAGCAGCCAGAGCUCAAACAUGAUGGGCAAGAGCGCAGUCGAUGCAGUCAUGAAGGAUACGGUAGUGGCGUUGGAGGGCAUUGACGCGGAGAACCAGAGCAAGCCGCGAGAAGCGACCAUGUCUGUCGAGCCAAUGGAUAUGGUGGAGGACAUGGUCCGCGAGAUGGGCGAUUUUUGGCAGGCGUGGGAUGUGGACGCAGAGCUCAACGCGGCGAAGAGGGAGCAGGCCAAGGCUGCGUCGACUAGAUCACAGCCACAACCUGCAUGGCGUUGA
This is a messenger RNA of Cordyceps militaris CM01, 3087 nucleotides long. RefSeq lists its product as uncharacterized. The coding region runs from base 1 to 3087 and encodes 1028 amino acids. The record is from RefSeq and is a predicted model, not a curated record. Lineage: Eukaryota; Fungi; Ascomycota; Sordariomycetes; Hypocreales; Cordycipitaceae. The transcript has a single exon.